AUGAAAGUCAGCGUUCUCCUCGCAAUAUCGGCUCCGGCGCUCGUGUCUGCCCAACAGUCCCUUUGGGGACAGUGCGGCGGCAUCGGGUAUACCGGGCCCACAAACUGCGUCGCAGGGGCUGUCUGUACUACUCAAAACGCCUACUACGCCCAGUGCGUCUCGGGCGGCGGUCAAGCAACCACCGCAGCCACUACCAGGGCCACAACAGCAGCUACAACCGCCGCCACAACCACUCGCACGGGCACUCAACCAGCGGGCACCGGUCUCGACAAUCUCAUAAAAGCCAAGGGCAAGAAAUAUGUGGGCUUCGCCGCCGACGGAUCCGGCCAGUUCAACGACGCCACCAUCUCAAAUAUCUUCCGUACCGAAGCCGGUUCUCUCACCCCGGAGAACUCCAUGAAAUGGGAGUCCAUCGAGCCUAACCAAGGAUCCUACAACUGGGGUACCGCCGACGCGCUUGUGAACUUUGCGCAGGCGAAUGGAAAACAAGUUAGAGGCCAUACGCUGCUCUGGCAUUCACAGUUGCCACAGUGGGUCAAGAAUAUCAAUAAUAAAGCUACUUUGACGACCGUGAUCCAAAACCACGCUGCUGCUGUAGCGGGGAGAUAUAAAGGCAAGAUUUAUGCUUGGGAUGUGGCGAACGAGGUUGUUGCUGAUGGAGGUGGAAUAAGGAGCUCGGUCUUUUCACAGGUGUUUGGAGAUUGGACGUUUUUGGAUGUGGUUUUUAAGGCGGCGAAGGCGGCGGAUCCUAAUGCUAAACUUUGCUUGAACGAUUAUAAUAUCAACUUCACUGGUGCCAAACUCAAUACUUUCAUCCAAGUUGUCAAGGAUUUGAAAUCUCGCGGCGUCCCAAUUGAUUGUGUCGGUACCCAAACUCAUACCGGAGUCGGAGACAGCAGUAUCGCCAACUACAAGAACACUUUGACGAUGUUAGCAGGUACUGGCUGUGAAGUCCAAAUUACUGAAUUAGACAUUGCAUUCCCAUCCACUGCUUCUAGCUCAGCGCUGCUGAACCAACAAAGCAAUGAUUAUAAAACCAUUGUGGCUGCUUGUAUGGGUACUAGCGCCUGUACUGGUAUUACAAUCUGGGGUGUAUCUGAUAAGAAUACAUGGAUUACUGGACGUCAUCCUUUGCUUUGGGAUGAGAACUACCAGAAGAAAGCUGCUUAUAACGGCUUUGUGGCUGGUAUUAACUCUUAA
Molecule: messenger RNA, 1200 nt
Organism: Orbilia oligospora ATCC 24927
Lineage: Eukaryota; Fungi; Ascomycota; Orbiliomycetes; Orbiliales; Orbiliaceae
Exons: 4
Coding region: 1-1200 (399 amino acids)
Biological process (GO): carbohydrate metabolic process
Cellular component (GO): extracellular region
Molecular function (GO): cellulose binding; hydrolase activity, hydrolyzing O-glycosyl compounds
Source: RefSeq, a predicted model, not a curated record